AUGUUCCAGAGCCAGGGAGAACCAGGAGACUCCCAAGGAUCCACCUCGAGCCCUAAUUUUGUUUUAAAGCAAACCCAGAUUUUCAAAAACAGACACAUUUUGUUUUUAGGAAAAGUGGAGCUUCAUGGAAAACAGCUAGAGAUCGAGCACUCAGUCCCUAAAAAGCAAAGGAGCCGGAAAAUCCAAAUCCGGAACAUCCCCCCCCAGCUGCGAUGGGAGGUUCUGGAUGGUUUGCUGGCCCAGUACGGCACCGUGGAGAACUGCGAGCAAGUGAACACGGACAGUGAGACCGCCGUGGUCAACGUCACCUACGCCAACCGGGAGCAGACCAGGCAGGCCAUCAUGAAGCUGAACGGGCACCAGCUGGAGAACCACGCGCUCAAGGUCUCCUACAUCCCGGACGAGCAGUCGGUGCCGGGGCCGGAGAACGGGCGCCGGGGGGGCUUUGGGGCCCGAGGGGCCCCCCGACAGGGCUCCCCCGUCUCCACGGGGGCCCCGGUGAAGCAGCAGCCCGUGGACAUCCCCCUGCGGCUGCUGGUGCCCACCCAGUACGUGGGGGCCAUCAUCGGCAAGGAAGGGGCCACCAUCAGGAACAUCACCAAGCAGACGCAGUCCAAGAUCGACGUGCACCGGAAAGAAAACGCGGGGGCCGCAGAGAAAGCCAUCAGCAUCCACUCCACCCCCGAGGGCUGCUCUGCUGCCUGCAAGAUGAUCCUGGAGAUCAUGCAGAAGGAGGCGAAGGACACCAAGACGGCUGACGAAGUGCCUCUGAAAAUCCUGGCCCACAACAACUUCGUGGGGCGCCUGAUCGGCAAAGAGGGGCGGAACCUGAAGAAGGUGGAGCAGGACACGGAGACCAAAAUCACCAUCUCGUCCUUGCAGGACCUGACCCUGUACAACCCCGAGAGGACCAUCACGGUGAAGGGCUCCAUCGAGAACUGCUGCAAGGCAGAGCAGGAGAUCAUGAAGAAAGUGAGGGAAGCCUACGAGAACGACGUGGCUGCCAUGAGUUUACAAUCCCACCUCAUCCCCGGCCUUAACCUGGCUGCUGUCGGCCUCUUCCCUGCCUCCUCCAACGCGGUGCCUCCACCUCCCAGCAGCGUCUCGGGGGCCGCCCCGUACAGCUCCUUCAUGCCCCCGGAGCAGGAGACAGUGCACGUGUUCAUCCCCGCCCAGGCGGUCGGGGCCAUCAUCGGCAAGAAGGGCCAGCACAUCAAGCAGCUCUCCCGGUUCGCAAGUGCCUCCAUCAAGAUCGCCCCUCCGGAGACGCCGGACUCCAAAGUGCGCAUGGUCGUCAUCACGGGCCCUCCAGAAGCCCAGUUCAAGGCACAGGGCAGGAUUUACGGGAAGCUGAAAGAGGAGAACUUCUUCGGGCCGAAGGAGGAGGUGAAGCUGGAGACGCACAUCCGCGUGCCCGCCUCGGCCGCGGGAAGGGUCAUCGGCAAAGGCGGCAAGACCGUCAACGAGCUGCAGAACCUGACGGCAGCCGAGGUGGUGGUGCCGCGGGACCAGACCCCUGACGAGAACGAGCAGGUCAUCGUGAAGAUCAUCGGGCACUUCUACGCCAGCCAGGCCAGCGACAAGCGGAAGGCGCUGGAGGAGACGAUGGCCCUGAGCACCCAGUCCCUGGCCAGUGUCACCUACCAGGUCAGCAGCCUGGCCACCGCCUUCCUGAGGCUGCUGGACCUGCAGGCGGCCCAGCUGCGCCAGGAGGGGAGGGAUGGGAAAAAUACCUCGGAAGUGUCCCAGCCCUGA
This is a messenger RNA of Manacus vitellinus (golden-collared manakin), 1755 nucleotides long. It is a transcript of the gene IGF2BP1, whose product is annotated as insulin like growth factor 2 mRNA binding protein 1. The record is from RefSeq and is a predicted model, not a curated record. NCBI's taxonomy places the organism in Eukaryota, Metazoa, Chordata, Aves, Passeriformes, Pipridae. Gene Ontology annotation, molecular function: mRNA 3'-UTR binding. Gene Ontology annotation, biological process: regulation of gene expression; nervous system development. Gene Ontology annotation, cellular component: nucleus; cytoplasm; cytosol. The transcript is spliced from 16 exons. Bases 1 to 1755 code for a protein of 584 amino acids.